GGCCCCAUCGGCCAAAAUGGCGGCUGCCGUUGGCGCGGUGUGCCGUUCCUAGUGCUGUUGCCUUUCUCCUUGCGUUGCAAAAUAUGAAAGGAGAAGCAGCUGGUGGAGGGGGGUCAUAGGCGAUGAGUCGGCGAAGGAAACAUGGGGACGGCCCUGGCCCGAAGGACUCGCCGCGCAAAACGGCGGCGGCUGAGGAGUGCAGCUCGGUGGUCGAGCCAGGGAGGAGGCGGCUGAGGUCGACCCGCGGCUCGUGGCUCCGUGGGGCUGGAGAAGGGCCUCCUCCGCCAAUGCGGCAGCAAGAACAGCCCCCAGCAGCUGCUUCCUGCAGUAAAAGUUACCCUGAGGAAAGGUACGAAACACCAAAGAGAGUGCUGACAAUGGAUUCGUUGUCAUGUACCUUCAGUUCUCCUAACGAUCCAGAUGGACUGAAUGAUAUCUUUUGGGAUCAGAAUUCUCCAAUGACAAAGCAGUUAGGUAAAGGAAGAAAAAACCAGAUUUACACCACAGAUAGUGAUGAGAUUUCACAUAUUGUUAAUCGCAUUGCUCCUCAGGAUGAAAAACCAACAACAAACUCCAUGCUGGGCGUGUGGAUUGGUGACACUGCUAUUCCUUGUACUCCCAGUGUAGCAAAAGGGAAAUCAAGAGCAAAAAUCAGCUGCACUAAGUUAAAAACACAAAAUCAAGAAGAAGAACUUAUGAAGUUGGCAAAGCAAUUUGAUAAAAAUAUGGAAGAACUAGAUGUGAUUCAAGAGCAGAGCAAUAGGAAUCAGGAUUUUAUCCCGAUGAUUUCAGAAACGGAGACAUUCAAUGAUUAUAAAGAUAAUGUAGAGAUGCAGUCAGUUCCCGAAACAGAUACUGUUAUAAUGAAGAAGCCAAUGAAGGAAAACACCGAGGUAUCUACAGCAGAUGAUCAAAAUAGCAGCCACAAGUCAUUUGACCAAAGUGUUGAAGCAGCCUUUAAUGCCAUUUUUGAUGGCUCCACUCAGAAGAGUUGUGGACAGUUAAGCCAAGAUCUGCCAGAUACUUUCUUGAACACCAGUACCACUACCUUUGGAAACAAAAGUACUUUGGAAGAGGCGAUCGUUACCAGUGAAACUCUGAUCCCUGUAACUCUGCAAAAUAAAACCCCAGAAUCACUUCCUUCUCGAGUAGAUACUCCCAUAAUGACAAAAUCAUGUAUGACUUCUUGUACUGAGGAGCCAGAAACUUUUAAUAAGCACGUUGAUCCGUUUGCUACCAGUGAUUUUGAGGAGGACUGGGAAAAAUUACUCAGAAAUGAACCUUUUGUAAUACAAAAUGUGGAAAUGCCUGAACUCCUACCUGUGCCUAAAACAACUCAGGGUGCUGUUCACAAGGGUGUUUAUACUUUUGACAGUAAAAAUGGUAAAAGUAAAUCAAGAACGAAUACAAAUCUAGAUGCCAGGCUAAGUGACUCAGAAAGUUUACAAGAUCUUCCUUCAAGGACAUAUAACAGAGAAUUAAUAGAUGCUGAGAAACAUAAAUUUUUGCCAGAUUCAAAUGAUAAGUCAAACCAAUUAUUAUCAUCUGGAAAUAAAAUGAAAUUUGAGAAAUCUUUCAAUAAAAUUAUUAUUCAAGACAAAAUUCAAGAUUGUGCACUUGCAUCUAAUAUAACAAAAAUAAAGGAAGAUAUUCAUACUAAAUUUAUUCCUACUAUAAAUGCUUCUGAAAAGAAGUCUGCUUUGAACACAGGAUAUUUUAAUGAACAGAAACAUAAGCCCAUUUCUAAUCACUCUUUUAAGACACCUGCUAAUGCAGAUCUUUUUGGCUCUGUACCCUCAGCCAGUAAAACCAAAUCAGGUAAUAAGCCAAAUCAGACUAAGGCACCAGAUUUAGGCUCCUUCCUGGAUGAUUGGAAUGAUCCAUCCUUUGCCAAUGAAAUUAUUAAAGCAUGUCAUCAAUUAGAGAAUACCUGGGAAACAGAUGAUGUAGAUGAUGAUUUGUUAUACCAAGCAUGUGAUGAUAUUGAAAGACUAACUCAGCAACAAGACAUUAGAAAGGAGAGCAAGAGCAAGACAUCAGAAACUGUAGUUGAGAUCAAUAAUAGUUCCAGACCUGGAGCUAAAAACAUGUUUGCUACAUCUAACCAGAGAAGUCAGUUGGUGCAAUCAAAGCAUUUGAAUCUGGGCAGCGUUACAGUGCAAACAUCUUCCUUGACAGAUCACUCACAAAUAGAUAAAUCAGUGAAGAUGGAGAAAGGGGAAACUUCUGGAAAUUCUCCAAGUAUUUUAGGUGCCACAACAAAUUUGACUAUGUACUCUAGGAGCUCAAAUGAUGAGAUUGAUAAUUUGCGUGUCUCUUGGAAUAACACUGAUGUUCCAAUAAAAGUGAAUAGUUCCAAAUUGGUUUUUGCUGGAAGUUCAAGUUUAAAUGUGAGUUCAGGUCAUAUGAGUUCAGAAAUUCCUACUACUAAUAAGAAAUUGAAUAGUCAGCAUCUAUCUUACAGGGCAGGAACAGAUGACACUCGGACUGAUCUUAACAGAACAGUUAAAUUUUCAAAGUAUACAUUCACCAAGAUGAAAAAUUCUCAGACUCAUUCUCAGUAUAAUCAAAAUUGUACAAUAGGAAGUAUGUCUGAUACCAAAAUGACACAGAGUUUAGAGGAAAGUAGAACUCCACCUGUCAACCCAUUACGUGAGGAGGUUUUUCAACAGCAAUCUUUGACAAAGAUUUCUGAAUCUUUGAAACAACCUUCAAAAGAACAAAUUUGCUGACCCCUGCUUUAGGAUAAAAAUGAAGAGCCACUUUUGCUUUAUACCUUGCGGUAGUUUGAGACUGUGUAUUUUUAGAUUGGGUUAAAGCAACGACUGAUGGGAAAAAUGGAUGACUCUGCGUAAGUCAAAUGUUCGUGGUGUGACUUUAUGUAUCUCAUUUGAAAUUAUUUUCCAGAAUAUCACCAAGCCAAUUGUGAAUGGAUUUAUAUUUUUUUCUGCUGUCAUGGGUUAUUAACCUACUUUUCCUUCCAAACUUAAGUGUAAAUUCUGUAUUUAUAUGCACAUGUGUGUAUUCUGAGUUUGUGUUUCUUAGCUUUGAGGCCAAAAUAUUAUAUAGUCAUACCAAUAUAAAGUAUGUUUUAGUAUCUGCCUGUAAGCUAAUUAGCUUAGGAAAUAGAAGAUUUAUCAGAAUAACCUGGGAAGUUUAUCCAAAAUAUGUUCUCUCUUACCUAAACUCCCCCUCCCGUUUCCAAUUAUCCCAAGAAAGGAAGGGGAGACAGAGGAUGUAUUUUGGGAAUAUUUUUCUCUUAGUUAACAAGAGAAAUAUUUUACUAACAUAAAUUCUAAACCUUUAUCUAGGUGGCAAUAUAAGUAAUAUUUCUCUGCUAACAGUAUUAUGGAUUCUUAUUUACUUUCCUGAAAGACAAUUUUACAAUAUAAACAAUAUUACCAAUAAAAGUUAGUUUGACUAUGUAUUAGGGCGAUGGUCUUAAGUUUAAAGUACCAUUUAAAUGAGAAAAUAGGUUUGUUAACUUUAAAAUUUGAUUCUUGUCAACAUUAUAUAGAUAAUCUAAUAUUUUAGUUAAAAGUGACUGAACUAUGGAAUUAAAUGCACUCUUUCAGAACUCUGAUUUAGCAAAAAAGGAUUGGAGGUGUUAUUAAAGUGGAACUUUCUUAUAUUCAUUUACUUAAUUUAAAACUUGUUAUUUACUUUCUAGUAUGUUUAUCUAAAAUACACACUAGAGUAUGCUACAUAAGAAUAUAUCAAAAUUCCUUCACAUUUUUACAUAUUAAAAAGGCAUUAAAAUUAUAGAUUGUAUUCAUGUAUUCUGCUUUUCCAGAUAAUUUUCUAACGUUUAUAUGUUUAUAUAAAAUAUGUAUUCCAAAUAAAUAUAUCCAAAUGUAAAUAUCUCUGACAGUGAGUCACAGGUGACCAAAUUUAAAAUUUGUUGAUAGGAGAGAUUGCACUCUGAAAGAUUCCCUCAAUGGCUGAAAUGAAAGCCUGGUAGCUCUAUAGAGGAAAAGGUAAAUAGCAAUAGUAAGAUAGCUUAUCUUAUACUAAAAGCGUACUGUCUGAGGUAUUGAUCUCCAAAGUACUUUGAUAUACAUUAUAUUUUGACUAUUGUUAGAUUAAAAUUUAUGUAAUAUUUAAAAUCCUACUUUGUUUACUUUGAAAAUAGAUUCAUUUGUAGAUUAUAUAAAUUGGAUGCUAGUUCCACUAGUUAUUUGGUGAGUAAUCAAAAUAAACAGAUUUUAAUCAAAUGAGUUUUAUCACAGUGUGAAAGAGAACAUCAGAUAGGGACAGAUCAAUCAGUACUUUAUUUUCCUUUGACCUGGAGCACUAUAUCUGUAUGUUCUUGGAGUCAUAUAUCUGGUAGUGUGAUUUAAUAGCCAAACCAGUGUGGCAAAUCUAGGUAUUAAAAAAAAAAUCAUACUCAGAUUGACUUCACAGUAUAGAAAACUAAUGUUGAUACAACUCAUGUUUGUAUGUUUUGUUUAAUUUUUAGAUGAAGAAGAGAAAAAUAGAAAAUACUCUCCUGAAGAGAUUCAGAGAAAGAGACAAGAAGCAUUAGUUCGAAGAAGGGCCAA
This is a messenger RNA of Trichechus manatus latirostris (Florida manatee), 4541 nucleotides long. It is a transcript of the gene ETAA1, whose product is annotated as ETAA1 activator of ATR kinase. Bases 123 to 2732 code for a protein of 869 amino acids. Lineage: Eukaryota; Metazoa; Chordata; Mammalia; Sirenia; Trichechidae. Gene Ontology annotation, cellular component: nuclear replication fork. The record is from RefSeq and is a predicted model, not a curated record. The transcript has 6 exons. Gene Ontology annotation, molecular function: protein serine/threonine kinase activator activity. Gene Ontology annotation, biological process: DNA damage response; regulation of DNA damage checkpoint; positive regulation of protein serine/threonine kinase activity.